Puccinia graminis f. sp. tritici CRL 75-36-700-3 is the source of this 660-nucleotide messenger RNA. RefSeq lists its product as uncharacterized. Bases 1 to 660 code for a protein of 219 amino acids. The transcript has 2 exons. Lineage: Eukaryota; Fungi; Basidiomycota; Pucciniomycetes; Pucciniales; Pucciniaceae. The record is from RefSeq and is a predicted model, not a curated record.
AUGCCUAAUAGUCUUGAGACUCUUCUUUUCCUUUUCCCUCUGGGAUUAUGGAUGACUUGUUCUGCUUCAAUUGACCUGAAGCGGCUAGAAAACCUUAGUCUUAUUGGCUGCGAGAACUCCAAAGCAGAAGAUAUCUCUCAUUUCACUUUGGCAAUACCUGAAGUUGAUUCCUUUGACCAAGCAGAUAAAAAUAUUUUAGCAUCUUCAUCCUUCACAUAUCAACUGGCCCCCAUCAAAGAUUCAAGAAAAACUAUGGUCGAUGCUUUGGAUUCUACAAAUCAUCCAACUCCUAGCAUACCUGACCACAUGGAUUCUGUAACUCCAGCUCCAUCUACCACUCUGUACUUCGCAAGGGAAUCUCUGGUUGAUACUCUGACUACUGGAAACCACAAGGCAUCUAUCCAAUCUGAUCAAGAAAAUGGGGCCUCUAUCUUUCAACCUAAAACAAUGUUCUUAGGAAAAUCAAAAUCAUUCAGAUUAUUUGGAAGAGAAUUAUCCUUUGAUGUAGCAUCCAAUAUCAGUGGUUGUCCAACAGGUUUCCAAUCAAAGGAAUCUGAUAAUAACAUUGACACACUAUACUUAGGCUCAGGCAAUGGAAUCAUCAAAGCACCUAAGCAGACUCUCACCCCAAGGCCAAGGCCCAUCAGCUUCUACAGCUGA